Letharia columbiana is the source of this 2562-nucleotide messenger RNA. RefSeq lists its product as uncharacterized. The transcript is spliced from 4 exons. Gene Ontology annotation, biological process: ERAD pathway. The coding region runs from base 1 to 2562 and encodes 853 amino acids. The record is from RefSeq and is a predicted model, not a curated record. Gene Ontology annotation, molecular function: protein binding. Gene Ontology annotation, cellular component: endoplasmic reticulum membrane. NCBI's taxonomy places the organism in Eukaryota, Fungi, Ascomycota, Lecanoromycetes, Lecanorales, Parmeliaceae.
AUGCAUAAUCGUUGGCUGCGCUUCAUAUGCUUAUCAGUAUGGGUCUUCUUCAUUACGACACAUGCCGAGGUCCUCAGCGACCCCGACAGCAACCUAGUCAAAGAGCAAACAGCGGGAGGGAAGUCUGCCCUCAAGGCACACGACAGCCCCGAAGCUGUAUCCCGAUGGCAGCAGGCGAGCGCCGAAGAUGGUAGACAAAGUCGGGCAACGUCUGCCGUUCAAGAAGCCCUCCGAAUACUCCAGCCCCUUCAACCAUCUCGAACUCGGUUCACGAGCUUUGAUAAGACAUCCGGCCUGGUCGGAACAACUUUUUACUACGCAAAGCAGGCAUUUGUACUGCUUUUCAUGAAUGGACCACCAGAAGAAGACUACCUCAGCCCACAGCCCGAAAAUUCGGCUCUCAGCAAACCCCUGGCGCAAGCGGUGAGGCUUUUGGAGAGCGCUGCGGUGGAGAAAGAGCCGGAUGCAAUCUUCUUAUUGGCCGAGAUGAGCUUCUUCGGGAAUUACACGCACCCUCGAAAUCACAAGGAAGCCUUCCGGAGAUACCAUGAGCUGGCGUCGCUGAAUGGUAAUAGUUCAGCACAGCAUAUGGUCGGGCUCAUGUAUGCCACUGGAAUCGGAGGAGCUGUCGAACGGGAUCAGGCGAGAGCUUUGACGUAUCAUACAUUUGCCGCGAUGGGCGACAGCACCAGGGCGCAGAUGACGACGGCUUAUCGGCACCAUACAGGGGUUGGGGCUCCGAGGAAUUGCAACGAAGCAGCGUAUUGGUACAAGAAAGUGGCAGACAAGGCCAUUGCGUACUCGAGGUCCGGUCCUCCCGGUGGAAUGUUACUGCAAAAAGACUCCUACAAGAUUGCAGAUGAAGAUGGAGGCGUGUAUGGAGAAGGCGCCAGUGUGGUCAGCUCCGGAGUGUACGCCAACAAAGCUGGGCCAAAUUCAGAUGCACAUGCGGACUUUGAUGAUGUGCUGGAGUACUUGGACCUAAUGUCAAGAAAAGGUGACUUGAAAGCCACCUUCAGUCUGGGCCGAUUGCACUACGAAGGAUCUCGAACAAUGAAGAGAAAUCUCAAGACUGCAAAGGCGUACUUUAUGAUUGUGGCACGCAAGUACUGGCAAAAAGAUGGCUCAAUUCGUGAUGAAGAUCAAAGCGUCGCUAAGAUUGCUUCAAAAGCAGCAGGCUACAUUGGGCGCAUGUUCUUGCGUGGGGAAGGCAUGGAACAGAGCUACGAGAAAGCCUUGACUUGGUUCAGACGCGGGGUUGCCAAUGGUGAUGCAUUGUGUCAAUACGAGAUGGGUCUCAUGCAUCUCCACGGUCUGGGAGUAAAGAAGGACCCUGUGCUCGCCUCGGACUAUUUCAAAGAGGCUGCCAACCAAGACUUUGCGUCUGCCCAAGUCAACAUGGGGCAACUCUUCCUCGAUCAGGGCGACAUCAAUACUGCCUCACGCUUCUUCGAUCUGGCGGCUCGACAUGGGCACAUAGAGGCCUUCUACCAUCUAGCUGAAAUCAAUAACAACGGAAUUGGCCGAGAAAGAUCCUGCGGUAUGGCAACAGCGUACUAUAAAAUGGUCGCAGAGAAAGUUGAAGACAUCCACUCUUCUUUCGAUGAAGCUAACCGAGCCUACGAUGAGGGCGACACCGAGUCAGCUUUGAUCAUCUACAUGAUGGCCGCCGAACAAGGCUACGAGUCUGCACAAGCCAAUGUCGCUUAUCUUUUGGAUGAAUACAAGUCAAUCCUAUCCUUAGACUCGCUGAUCCCGUGGAAAAGACGAAGGUCGUCUUUGCUUCGAAAUGCGGCCUUGGCUCUGAUUUACUGGACUCGUUCAGCAAAGCAGUCAAAUAUUGAUUCAAUGGUCAAGAUGGGCGACUAUUAUCUGGACGGGUAUGGCAUCGAAGCAGAUAUGGAAAAAGCGGCCACUUGUUAUCAGACAGCUGCCGAGACCCACCAGAGCGCCCAGGCUCUUUGGAACCUUGGCUGGAUUCACGAAAAUGGCCUGGGCGUGGAGCAGGACUUCCACCUAGCGAAGAGAUUCUAUGAUCAGGCUCUGGAAACGAACCAGGAGUCAUAUCUACCCGUCAAGCUAAGCCUGACGAAGCUACGGAUGCGGAGCUUCUGGAACACCAUCACGAAUGGCAAGGUCAAGUCGAUCCAGUCUGAGCCAGAACCUAAGAAGGAAUGGUCCCUCAGCGAAUGGAUCUCCAACUUCCUCGAAGAACCCCAUCCCUACUACCACGGCGCGGACGACGAUUACGACGAACCCCUUCCCGAAGGCAUGCCCGGCGGGGACGACGACUACUACGCCGAGAUCGACGACAGCAUCCUCGAGAGUCUGAUCAUCGUCGGCUUAGCCGCCGCACUGGCCUUUCUUGUAUAUUACCGACAGCAAAGGCAGACGAACCACAGGCGAGAAAUGGAGACGCAACGGGGCAACGACCCGGUGCGGCCCGAGAAUGGCAUUCCGCCCGAAGAGCGAUUACCCGGCCAGCAGGCGGACGGGGGGUUCUUUCCCCCGCCUGACGAUCCGAACUUCAGACGGUGGGUUGCCGGUGGUGUUGGGCAUUAG